This is a messenger RNA of Oncorhynchus keta (chum salmon), 1575 nucleotides long. RefSeq names its product signal recognition particle receptor subunit beta-like. Gene Ontology annotation, molecular function: GTP binding. Bases 77 to 895 code for a protein of 272 amino acids. NCBI's taxonomy places the organism in Eukaryota, Metazoa, Chordata, Actinopteri, Salmoniformes, Salmonidae. The transcript is spliced from 7 exons. Gene Ontology annotation, cellular component: signal recognition particle receptor complex. Gene Ontology annotation, biological process: protein targeting to ER. The record is from RefSeq and is a predicted model, not a curated record.
AGAAGAAGAAGAAGAAGACGAAGACGAGAAAGAAGAAGAAUGUAGACGUGUCCUGAGUGAAGUGACAGUAGCAGAUAUGGCUACAGAGCCCGGCAUCAAUAUGGAGGCGAAAAUAGACGCGAGAGAAAAUCCUUUUGAACCUUAUUUAGACGCUUUAAAGAAGGUGUUAGAAGACCAAGACCCCAUAUUUAUGAUCGGAAUUGUUGUUUCUUUGGCUGUUGUUGUCAUCACUGUUGUGUUGUUGAAGUACUUGCUAAGCAGAAAAACUGUCCAAAGUGCUGUGCUGCUGGUUGGUCUCUGCGAUUCUGGAAAGACCCUCCUCUUUAGUCGAUUGUUGUCAGGAAAGUUCAAGAAAACCCAGACCUCCACCACGGACAGCAGUGCCCCUUACAAAGCCAAGAACGAGAGGGGCAGCAGCUGGAUCCUGAUCGACCUACCUGGACAUGACAGCCUUCGGCCUCAGUAUGUGGAGAAAUUCAAGUCAGCUGCCAGAGCCAUGGUGUUUGUGGUGGACAGUGCCAUCUUCCAGAAGGAAGUGAGAGACGUGGCUGAGUUCCUGUACUUCCUGUUGACUGACAGUGUAGUGUCCAGGAAUGCCCCCUCUCUGAUAGUGGCCUGCAACAAGCAAGAUAUCACCAUGGCAAAAUCUGCUAAGCUGAUUCGUCAGCAGCUGGAGAAAGAGAUGAACACACUGAGAGUGACACGGUCUGCGGCUCUGAGCGCCCAGGACGGGUCAGCGGUGGCCAGCGUGCACCUGGGGAAGAAAGGCAAGGACUUUGAGUUCAGCCAGCUGCCCAUGAAGGUGGAGUUCCUGGAGUGCAGCGCCCGAGGCAGCAAGGGGGAGGACGCGGAGGCGGACAUCGCCAGCCUCGAGAAGAGCCUGGCCCUGCUGUGAGAUGACUUAGUCACUACUUUGGCCAAGAGCCAUUUAGUUCCCAUAGGUCACUACUUUGGCCAAGAGCUCUUGAGUGGGGUGCAUUAUGGGGAAUUAGUCUAAGGUCUCUCAGCAUAUCAGGUAUCUUCGUCGGUCCUCAGAACUCCAGACUCGACACAACUACACUAUGGAAGUGAGUUGUUGUGUUGACAUCACAAGGUCAGCAGUGGUACUUGUUGUAGUGAAUGCUAAUAGCAGGUGUUACUUAAGUGUCUAGGAAACGACCCGUCCUUUUCAUAGUGGAUAGUCUCACCCACUGCUUUUUAACAAUGUCAACAUCAAUUUCUACUAUUUGUUUUUUUUCCCCCCCUGAGCAUUUGAAUAAUCCAUCAAUCAUGAUAUCCUGUGAAUGUGAUGAGAUAUUUCACUAAACCCACAUCAGACGACCUAUCGGAUUUCUCCAUUUAGAUUCUGGCAGUUUGUUUUUCAAAAUCAGAUUUGGGUUCCUUUUUGGAAUGGGUUAGCUGAAUGUUCCAUCAGUUUGUAUUGUGGUCCAGUGCAUUCUGUAGUUCCAACACCUUUAUUUUUUUUUGAGGGGGAAGUUGACCAUGAAUCUGUAUCAUUGUUAGCCAAAUAGGAAUGUUUAUUAUUAUUUUUUUUUUGUCUUAUUCAGCUUGUAAAUAAAUUGUUUUUGUGGUUUA